Messenger RNA from Owenia fusiformis, 1433 nucleotides. Lineage: Eukaryota; Metazoa; Annelida; Polychaeta; Sabellida; Oweniidae. The record is from the annotation of a GenBank genome assembly.
UAAGCGCUUACACUUUGAACUGAUACACUCGAGCCUUUUAAUAAAAUCGUUUACAUAUUUGAAUCAAGGAUUAAUUAGGUCAAAUAAAAUUAAUUGAAAACAUAAGAAAAGUUUGUCCAAUGAAUAAUUCUAUAUAGUUGUCAAUGUUACAUCGGAUGAUGAAAUAAUUAUAUCAAGGAAAAAAUAAAUUCAGAUUUUGUUAUUUAAUCAAAAAUGAGGAUAGGUACUGGAUCAACAAAAUCCAAUGGGCCAUCAACAUGGAGCAGACACAGUUUGAAAUACUACAUGUCCAAUAACAUCGUAGUUGGAAUUUUAAAGAAGAUUUGUCUGAGCAUCUUAAUCAUAUUAGGAUUAUACUGGGUGAUCAUAACAAUACGAACUGAAGUCCUUGUUGAUGAUAGAGGCUACACGUUAGAUUCAGUUUCUCGCGAUACCGGAAGUGACGUUGACUCUGAUGGCGACAAAGGGAAGGGCUAUGGUAUAAUGUCACCGUGCAGACCUGUGGGACUAUCUGAUGAUCCAUUACCAAUUACAGCAUUGUCUAGUUCACCAGGAUCUGGGAAUACAUGGACAAGGUUUCUAAUACAGCAAUUGACAGGUAUUGCUACUGGGAGUGUGUAUAAAGCGUCCUGGAUGAAGCAAGCAGGAUACCCCGGCGAGGGCUUGACAAACGGCUCGGUGGUUGUUGUGAAGACUCACAUGCUACCAUACAAGAAGUUCCAGUUUGACAAGGCAGUGUUGAUACUACGCAAUGUUAAAUCUGCAAUGAUAGCUGAGCAAAAGAGAAGACACUAUUGGAGUUUUAAUAGGGGUUCGAGAGAAAUGUUUAAAGAUGAAGACUGGGAGAGGUUUACCAUGAUAUACGGAGACGAUUGGCUCAAUCACAACACGGAAUGGAUUCAAAUCAGUGAACCACUCUACAUAGUUCUCUAUGACAACCUCAUGAAUGAUCUCAAAUCUGAACUAAGAAAACUUGCCCAGUAUUUAGGUUUCACUGCUGAUGAAUCUCUUUUAGACUGUAUUCAUAAUCACAAAAAUUCACUCAAGAAAAAGAAGAAUAUGACUGAAUUAUAUCCCUUUAAUAAAGAGACUGAACUAAGGCUAGACGGAUAUUUAGAAGAAAUAUGCCAGGCAUUACAGACUAGAUACAACGAUUUUGACUGUACACCAUUGUAUGCAUUUUAGAGACCACCAAGCAUAAAUAGAUGUAGGUUUAAAAUAUAAUGCUAGUCACAACUAAUAAUUUAUAACUAGAAUCGAUCUGUUACAUUUCAUCCGUCAGGCUCGGUUUUAGUCGUAUUAAUGUUAAACUAGGAGAAUGUUGCUAGUACAGAAUUAGGUCACAUGCCAGGAUACCAUAUUGUGAAGUAACACUCGUGUUGCAUCAUCAGAGUGCUGUUGUAGUUAUGAUUUUGCUUAACAUUUUAAUAAAC